Molecule: messenger RNA, 737 nt
Organism: Etheostoma cragini (Arkansas darter)
Lineage: Eukaryota; Metazoa; Chordata; Actinopteri; Perciformes; Percidae
Product: arf-GAP with coiled-coil, ANK repeat and PH domain-containing protein 2-like
Exons: 5
Coding region: 350-697 (115 amino acids)
Cellular component (GO): cytoplasm
Molecular function (GO): protein binding; GTPase activator activity
Source: RefSeq, a predicted model, not a curated record
CCAGUGACCCGGAUGUAUGGCGGAUCCGGUCGGUUAGCAACAGCAGCGGCUGCAGGAGGGAUGCACAGACAGCUGUUACACUGCUAACACACCGACAGCCCGUUAGUUAUACUCCAACAACAUGCGGGACGGGCACACGCGCGUGCACGCUGCCUGAUCGAUCGGCCUCAUGGGAGACCGUCAGACCCGGCUCGCGGAAGACGUUUCUCGGCAGCUUGUGGACGGAGUGGAGCUAACAGGAUGCUAACAGGAUGCUAACAGGCUAACUGUCAGAAUGAAGUCUAUGGUAUGAAGAGGGUUUAAUCAACUUUAUUAACAGUUCAGCUUUGGGACAAUAACAGAAGACGUCAUGGACUCGCUGCUGGACUUUGAGGAAUGUGUUCAAGACUCACCUGAAUUCAGGCUGAAGCUCGAGCUGUUUGAGGCGGAUGUUUCUGAGCUCGAGACACAACUGGACAAGGCGAUGAAGCUGUGCGGGAGGAUGGUGGAGGCGGGACAAGCGUACAACGCAGCCAAUCAGCUGUUCCUGGCCGGCCUGGCCGAGCUCUCGGCGUGCCACGGGAAGGACGGCGUCAUCAGCAACUGUCUGAACCAGUUCAACCAGGGGCUGCAGGAGAUGGUCAACUUCCACACUAUGUUGUUGGAUCAGACUCAGAGAGCCAUCAGCCAGCAGCUGACCAACCUCUGCUCCCAGUAGGUCAACGCACACACACACACACACACACACACACACACAC